This is a messenger RNA of Micropterus dolomieu (smallmouth bass), 3121 nucleotides long. It is a transcript of the gene calcoco2, whose product is annotated as calcium binding and coiled-coil domain 2. The transcript has 15 exons. The coding region runs from base 80 to 1891 and encodes 603 amino acids. The record is from RefSeq and is a predicted model, not a curated record. Lineage: Eukaryota; Metazoa; Chordata; Actinopteri; Centrarchiformes; Centrarchidae.
CCUGAACGCAGCACAGAGACUGGCUGUUGGGAGCUGACGGUUGAUCUCGAUGUUGUGACGCGUGAGAGCAAACCUCAGCAUGGAGAGCUCCACACAGGCACCAGCCACUGACUCCUCAGCACGCACCUUCUCCCAGGUGGUGUUCAACGACAUCCCCCACUCAUACCCACCUUCAACCUCCGUCACCUGCUGCUACACCCUCACUGCCGCCUUCCAGCCCAACCCCAGGGACUGGGUGGGCAUCUUUAAGGUGGGGUGGAGCACAACAAAGGAUUAUCAUACCUUUGUGUGGGUGGAUCCCAGCCUGGAUGUGUCAGGGCAGCAGUAUGUGACAAGACAGGCUGUUUUUAAGGAUUACUACCUUCCUAAGGAUGAGAUCGAGUUCUACCAGUUCUGCUAUGUGGACAGAGUCGGCCAAGUGCGAGGAGCCAGCACUCCCUUCUGUUUCAGAAACCCGGUGGAGCAGAGCAUGGAGAGCAGCCCGGACGACGACCUCCUGGUUAUCACAACACAGGAACAGGUCGAGCAGAGCGUACGUGAGAAAACCGAACUGCAGAAAGAGUUGGAUCAGAUAAAGGAGGAAAAUGAAACUUUAAAAAGAGCUCUGCAGACCGAACGGCAAGAAGCCGCCAGCUUAAAGGGGCAGAAUGAAGAGAACAAGAAAGAAAUGAGUCAACUGCUCAAAGAAAUGGAUCAAAUCAAGGAACAAAAUGAAAACUUACAAAGCAACUUACAGCAGCAGCGGAAAGAAACGGACCGCUUAAAGGAGGAGGCGUUGGCCCAAAUGACAAAGCAGAUGGAGAUACAGCAACAUAAUGCGACGGAGCAGAAAAAAAGGAGUCAAAGCUUGACUUUAGAUGAAGAAUCAAAAAAAACUGGGGAGAAAUACGACCGAGCUGUGAUGAAGAUCAACCAGCUCAAAGAGGAGCGUGAGGAGCUGACGAGAAGGUUUGAUGCUCAAAGUGGGGAGAUUAACCUGCUAAAUUCCAAACUCAGAGAACAAGAAAGGGAACUGUUCAAAAUGAAAGACAGCAUCCAGCUCCUGCAGGUUGACCUUCAGAGCAGUGAGAAAGAGAAGGAGAGGCUCUCAGCAGAGCUGCGAAGGUCGCAAAACGUUGUGCAAAACAUGGACGACCUGAAGAGUGAGAACCAGGAGUUACGUAGGAGGCUGUUGCAGGCGGAGGCUCUGCAGGACUGUCCAGAUGACAGUCUAAGGGUGCAGUGUCAGACUCUUACCUGCCAGCUACAGGAUACUCAGGCGAAGUUGGCGGCUGAGAAGGAGCAGUCAAAAAACAUCAGUAGACGAGUUGAGGGUCUGGACAGAGAGCUCAGUCAUGUCAAGGAUCAGCUGGAGAAUGUGAUCUCAUCAUAUGAGGAGGCACAACGGAAAAAUAGCAAACAAGAGAUACUGCUAAAGGAGGCGCAUUUGAUGAUCGCAGAUAAAGAAGGCAUCAUGGAAGAGAAGGAAGACCUCAUCAGGCUCGUGAGACAUGAGAAAGAAGAGCUGGCUAGAGAAAACCAGAGUCUCAUGAGUGAUAUCGAGCGGAUGCGCAGUGCUUAUGCUGAACUCCAAGCAGCUCCCCCUGCCGACUCAUCAUACAUGCAGCCUGACAUCCCCUCACCCCUUGACACCACUUCAUCCAUCCAUGAAUGGCAACAGCAGGAGACACCUGAAGAGGCUGAGCACCUGUAUGAGACCAUAGGGAGUGUUGCAGACCCAGUAGAGCAGUCGUUGGUGUGUCGUCACUGCCAGGAGAGCUUCCCCCUCAUAACCCAACAGGAACUGGAGCAGCACGAGCAGAGUCACAGAGUCUGUCCCUUCUGCACGAUGAUCUGUGACAACAUGGAGCAGUCUGUGUUUGAAGAUCACGUCUACAGCCACGAGGUGUGAGAAAGUCACCGGGUGUGAUUCAAAAGUCUGGAGGGGAAAAAUGUCUUACAAGGUGGUUGGUCAUGUGUAAAAGGACCACGCUGAUAUUUUUGCACAAUUUACUGCAAAUUACUGUUGACUAUUUUCCAAAGCAUACUGAAGUUUUCUACCAUCCAACAGCUAUUAGUGUCCAUCGUGCGUUCAGUCUGCAGGAGAGCCAGCUGACUUGAACCCUGCCUGAGUUAUGCAAUCCAUCACUGUGAACACAGUGUUCUCAUUUAUUUUGGUCAGAUGUUAUCACUGUUAGGCAUUUAGUGGAGCUGGUUUUUAAAGGUCUGCAGUGGAUUACCACACAACAUUUUUGAUAUGUGCCAGUAUGGUACCCCCAGAGUUUCUGUAUCGAAAACACAAAACCCUUAUUUUCUUUAAGCGAAGAUGUAUUUUGCCUAAAAUAAGACACUGAAUUCACAUAUUUUCUAAUUACUUAUAAUUAAAUCACCAGCAACAGUCCACUAGACACAAGUUUCUGGCUCUCCCUUCUUUAGUGUGUGUGUGUUAAGCACAAAACAAGUCUACGAACGUUCAUGCGUGUAGUUUAGCCAGUUGUGAAAUGUAAGAUGAAUAUUUGCAAUAUUUGCUGUAAUGGACUUGUGCUCAUGGAUGGUACAUGUAGCACCCUAAAAGAUCUUAAAUAUAAUAGUUAGUAGAGCCCGUUUAUCUCUUUGGUUUGUAGAAAAGUGGCAAAAUUCUGAUUUAAACCCUAAAGAAGUACUGAUGUUCGAUACCCAGCCCUACACAACUCGUUUAUUAUAAUAUAAAUAGUACAAAAAUAAAAGUAGGCUUGAUGUUCACGGUUAAAUUAAUUUUAAACCUAUCAUAUGCUUUGGAAAACUAACAGCAGUAAGGUAUAUAUGAUUUGGAGAUAUGCUUAAACAAUGGAACGGUCCUUGAAGUCGAUAAAAUUGUAAUUUUAAAUAGCGACGGCACAUUUAAAACUUGAUAUAUUAUUACACAAUAUAGCUUUGCACUUAUCAUCUGAGGAACUUCUGAUCUACUAUAACCAGAUCAUACUGAUGUAAGUGUUUAUUACCCAAGUUUCUGUAGAUUUUAAAAUGUACAUGACAGAAUGUAUUGUUGAUAUGAGGCUGAGCAAUGAUCCAAAGUGAAUUGAUAUCAAUGAUCAAUUCAAAUGAAUAAAUGUAAGUGCAUUUUAAAUCCUGCUAACGUAAUAAAAGUUGAGUUAAACUGCUA